Messenger RNA from Caenorhabditis angaria, 1407 nucleotides. NCBI's taxonomy places the organism in Eukaryota, Metazoa, Nematoda, Chromadorea, Rhabditida, Rhabditidae. The record is from the annotation of a GenBank genome assembly.
AUGUGGUUGCUUCUUCUCUUUGUCUUCUUCCCAAUAUCUUCUUCUGAUUCAAACUUCCUUCGUACGAAGUUCACAUCGAAUAAAAGAUGUAUAACCCACGUCGAAGUGUACACAAAUAAACGAGAGUUUAUGUUGACAGCGGUUGUUCCAGUUUUCCCCGGAACUCCAACCUAUUUUGCUAUUCCUUAUCACAAAACUCUUUCAUAUAAAUUCAAAUUAAACGAUAUGAUUAGUGGACGAUUUAUGGGUUCAACAUUGCCAAGUCGACUCAAAUCUGAGAAUCAAAAUAUUCAACUUCACUUUAAAGAUUCCGCCGAUUCAGUUGGAGGAUUUAGACGUCAAUCAGAUUUUGGUAUCACAGUGAACAUUGAAACAAAUGUCGACUGUCCACAGUGAGUUUUUUUUCUAGACUCAAAUUUUGCGCUGGAAAUGCUGAGAAUCACCAAAAAUAAUGAUUUCCAGCGUUUUCAGUGCAAAAUUUGGGUCUAGAAACUCUUCAAAGGGUACUGUAGAAAAUUGUGCCAAAAAUUCCAAUGGAUCAACCGGAUUACUGUAGAAAAACAUCCUUCUAGACCCAAAUUUUGUGCUGAAAACCAAGAAAUCACUGAAAAUCAAUAAUUUCAGCGUUUUCAGCACAAAAUUUAGGUCCACAAACAUAUUUUUCACAGUAACCCUUGGUUGAUCCAUUUUUUUGGAAUCUUGGGCACAAUUUUCUACAGUACCCUUUGAAAACUUUCUAGACCCAAAUUUUGUGCUGAAAAUCAUGAAAUUAAUGAUUUUCAGCGAUUUCCAGCAAUUCCAUGAGUUUCAGUGCAAAAUUUAAGUCUAGAACAUUAUUUUGAGGAGGCUUUUUGAUUAAAAACUCUAAAAUUCCUUUCUGAACCAAAAAUUGAGUUUCAGAAUUUUUCUAGACCCAAAUUUUGCGCUGAAAACGCUGGAAAUCAUUAUUUUUGGUGAUUCUCAGUAUUUCCAGCGUAAAAUUUAAGUCUAGAAAAAUUCUGGAACUCAAUUUUUGGUUCAGAAAGGAAUUCUUGAGUUUUUAAUCAAAAAGCCUCCUCAAAAUAAUGUUCUAGACUUAAAUUUUGCACUGAAACUCAUGGAAUUGCUAGAAAUCGCUGGAAAUCAUUGAUUUCAUGAUUUUCAGCACAAAAUUUGUGGCUAGCAAAAUGAUUUUCUACAGUAAUCCGAUUGAUCCAUUUUUUUUUUGGAAUUUUUGGCACAAUUUUCUACAGUACCCGGAAGAGUUUCUAGACCCAAAUUUUGCACUGAAAACGCUAGAAAUCACUAUUUUUCCCGAUUUUUACCCUUUUUGACCCCAAAAGCUGUCAAUUUCAUUUUUUUUUCAGAAAUUUCUCUGGUUCACACUGUGAAAACUAUGCUGCCAACGAAACUCUUACCAACAAUUGA